AUGCUGCAUCUAGAUGAUUAUCAUGGGCCAAAUGCAGAGGAGACCACUCCUCUCAUUCAAAACCUGACACACUCUCAACAUGAUCCUAUUAGGUUACCGAAGUCUGUAUCUACGUCAAAGAUGAUGAAUUUACCGAAUUCUGUGCAAUUCAAAGAGCGACAGUUCAAAGAACGACUGCCAGCUUCGGCUGAUAAGGCAACGGAUAACGAAUAUUGGAAAAGGGAUAACGGAUCUUAUUGGCAAGACAGACGAUAUUCUAUAUCGUCUGCGGACUUGCUGCGGUUGAAUUCCUCUCAUAAACCUUUGUACCAGAGGCUAUUAAGCUCUCAAUUCAGUGUGACAAACCCCAACUCAGUGACGGAUCAGGGUGGAAACAACUCAAAUUUUAAUUUUGCCCCCGGUAUUCUAGAUAAUGGGAGCGUAUGCUCGCUAGAUUUGGAAGAACAGUCGAGAAGACUUGCUAUUAUGAAUUCUAUGAGACCACAUAGGCUUAUCGGAAAGUACAUUACGGUAGCUGAUUGGGAUAAGGGAUAUGUGGAUAUCUCCUGUGUUAAGAAACUGAAACUAAAAAAGUAUUAUGAGGAUCAAAACUAUCUUAUUGAAAGAUUCAAGGAAAUAGAUGCAUUUUUGGAUGCGGGAAAGAUUCAUUUAAACAUGCUUUCGAAUUAUGGUACUCCUAAUUAUUCUCUUGAUCAUGAUAUUGAUGAGGCAGAAAUAGAAUCUUCGGAUUGUGAAAGCUAUCAAAGGAAUUUGACGGUUAAUUCUAAGCAUUCCAGGUUCAAUGAGAUCCCUGGAAAUAUCGGAUAUGAAGGAGCUCAAUUUCUAGGUUACAAUGAAGAGAAGAACAACUCGGAAGUCUUGGUUGCCAUUUUGGUAAACUUUUUCAUUAAUAUACUUCUUCUCGUUGGUAAGAUUAUUGUCACUAUCAUGACAAGAUCCAUGUCGAUGAUUGCAUCGUUGGUAGAUUCUAUCCUUGAUUUCUUUUCCACAUUCAUUAUAUUCAUCGCUAAUAAACUAUCUACGACCAAGAAUUGGAGGGUGGAGCAUUCCUAUCCAAUCGGAAGAUCUAGGCUAGAGCCCUUAGGAGUUUUAAUAUUUUCAGUGAUCAUUAUCUUAUCUUUUUUUCAAGUUGGCCAGGAAUCUUUUAAGCGACUUCUUUCUCCGCCUGAAUCAAGAGAGAUUGCAAGGAUAGGAACCCAAGCAAUUUUCAUAAUGUGUUUUACUAUUAUUGCCAAAGUUGCUUGCUGGUUGUGGUGUUCUAAAAGUAAAUCGAGUUCUGUCCAAGCUCUCGCACAGGAUGCGAUGACAGAUAUUGUUUUUAAUACUGUGUCAUUAUUAAUGCCAACUGUGGGAUAUAUGUUUGAUAUAUGGUGGUUAGAUCCACUCGGGGCUCUACUUCUAUCUAUCUACAUUAUAUCUAGUUGGUGUAAAACUGCCUUCGAACAUAUCGAUAAUUUGACGGGAGCAGUGGCAAGUCCCCUAGACUAUAAGGUUAUUUUGUAUUUAGCUUACAGAUUUGCUGAAUCUAUUAAGUUAAUUACUUCAUUGAAAGUAUAUCAUGUGGGAGAUAAUCUUAAUGUCGAAAUUGAUGUCGUUUUUGAUUCAGAGGAAUUUAACCUUUCGUUGAAGGACUGUCAUGACAUCGCUGAGGCAUUGCAAUAUGCUAUUGAAUCAUUACCAAUGGUGGAAAGAGCUUUCGUUCAUAUUGACUACAUGGAAGGCAAUUACAAAGGGCAUUUAAAAUAA
Messenger RNA from Priceomyces carsonii, 1746 nucleotides. RefSeq lists its product as uncharacterized. The transcript has a single exon. Lineage: Eukaryota; Fungi; Ascomycota; Pichiomycetes; Serinales; Debaryomycetaceae. Gene Ontology annotation, molecular function: monoatomic cation transmembrane transporter activity. The coding region runs from base 1 to 1746 and encodes 581 amino acids. Gene Ontology annotation, biological process: transmembrane transport; monoatomic cation transport. The record is from RefSeq and is a predicted model, not a curated record. Gene Ontology annotation, cellular component: membrane.